Molecule: messenger RNA, 477 nt
Organism: Symbiodinium sp. CCMP2592
Lineage: Eukaryota; Dinophyceae; Suessiales; Symbiodiniaceae
Source: the annotation of a GenBank genome assembly
AUGGCCUGGGAUGAGAAGAAUCGCGACGAAUGGGCAAAGCAGUUCCUGGAGAAAACCUUCAAGGAGACUCAGAUCCCGCUGGAGGGCACAGAAGGUGCCACAAUGAGCUUCUUUCGCGUCGAGACGAAGGGCGAUUGUGCCCUGGCGAUGAAAGGUGGUAAGUCCCAGCCGAUCUUCGAGCUCCGGAUCGAUCUAGACUGGAAGGUCGAACAGCCCAUCGAGAAAGGAAGAUCCAUCCUCGAAGCGAAAGGUCAGAUCCAAGUCACGGAUUUCAGCUCAGAGGACAGUGGGGCGCCGCAGAUGAAACUCAUUUGCGACAAUCAACUGCCUCCAGGUGCAACCCCUGCCUUCCAGGCUUGCCCGUGCUCGAGCGGACUUGGAAGGUUUUUUGGGCAGUGCAUGGAGACAACCCUUCCGCGCGGUUUGGAGCUCAAGGACUUUCCUCAGACAACCAAAACCAAAGCCGUGCGACAGUGA